AUGAAGCUCCUUGCAUUAUUUGUAGCGCGUUGCGCAGUCGGGUGCGAGUCUCCCGUCAUAUUUCUUUCUUACGCCUUCGACCUCAGCAGCUACGCCUUCUAUCAGCGAGGCACUGUUAAAGAAGCAUGCAAGUUUCUAGCCAGACUGGCCAUCCCUAGGGUGAGCCCCACAGCGAGAGAGAUAAUAACUCAUGAAGGCAGCAUGGCCUUCGUGCGUCGCUAUUUGGACUCGCUGGCGGUUGUCGCUAUCACAGACGAAGCCUACCCUCCACGGCUUUUUUUGCGAGAAAGACGUCUGUACGUGAUUCGCUUCUUUCGUGAAUACGAGGUCCUUACACUCUGCCGAGCAGUAGUCAUCGAAGAGUCAACAGUCACCUCUUCUUAUCGCACUGGUGAUCCACGCGGGAUGGAUCAGACCACCGUCGCUCUUGAAAAGGCCGAGAACGCACAGGUAGAGGUACGGCGCACGAUCGACGCCAUACUCCGAAAUGGAGAGGACCUGAACGAGCUGGUGCAGAAGUCGGAUGAUCUUUCUUUGGCUUCAAAGCAGCUCUUCAAGAGCGCAAAGGAAGGCUCGUAG
Ochotona princeps (American pika) is the source of this 579-nucleotide messenger RNA. RefSeq lists its product as uncharacterized. Gene Ontology annotation, molecular function: SNAP receptor activity. Bases 1 to 579 code for a protein of 192 amino acids. Lineage: Eukaryota; Metazoa; Chordata; Mammalia; Lagomorpha; Ochotonidae. The record is from RefSeq and is a predicted model, not a curated record. Gene Ontology annotation, cellular component: Golgi apparatus. The transcript has 7 exons. Gene Ontology annotation, biological process: endoplasmic reticulum to Golgi vesicle-mediated transport.